Nomia melanderi (Alkali bee) is the source of this 921-nucleotide messenger RNA. It is a transcript of the gene CytC, whose product is annotated as mitochondrial cytochrome C. The record is from RefSeq and is a predicted model, not a curated record. Gene Ontology annotation, molecular function: electron transfer activity; heme binding. Lineage: Eukaryota; Metazoa; Arthropoda; Insecta; Hymenoptera; Halictidae.
ACGGUAUUGAAAGUACAAUUUUGUACUUGGCACGGAGUACUAAAUAUCUUGCUAAACAUACAGUUAUUUAAAUCACUAAUCGAAUAGCGAUCGACAGUUAUCUUGCCGCCGUUAUCACCUUCUUUCGACACACACAUUCAACACGUGAAUAUCGAGAAACAGCUACCAUGCCUGUUCCCGCUGGUGACGUAGAAAAAGGCAAAAAGCUUUUUGUACAAAGAUGUGCUCAGUGCCAUACCAUUGAAGCUGGUGGUAAACACAAGGUAGGCCCCAAUCUCCAUGGAAUUAUUGGAAGGAAAACUGGACAAGCAGCUGGUUACAGUUACACAGAUGCCAACAAAGCGAAAGGUAUUACUUGGAAUAAGGACACACUGUUUGAAUAUCUAGAAAAUCCAAAGAAGUACAUUCCUGGUACAAAAAUGGUCUUCGCUGGUUUGAAGAAACCACAAGAACGCGCUGAUCUAAUUGCGUACAUAGAACAAGCUUCAAAGUAAGCUUGAAAUAUUUUGAAAAUGACAAAGCACGCUAAAAGUGUUUAGCAGGUGUUAUAGAGGACAUUAGUACUAUUAUCAUCUCGAACCUCAUAGACAUCUUGCUGCACUUCACUCAACUCAUUCAUCAACACUCCUCAAUCUGGUACUCAAGCGUUUGCAAAGUCUGAAUAGUGAAAAAUUGUUAUUAUUGAUUAUAAGUAGACCCAUCGUGUUGUAAUUACAUACAUUGACAAGAGUCAGGCUAGAACUGACUAGAAUUAGCAGUACUUCUUCAUCAUUAAAGAUAUUCUGGUGCUCUCUUGCGGUGGCUGAGCCAUACGUAUAUUGUGCACUAUUAUUUAUUUGUGACUGUACAUUGUUCGAGUCGUUUGACAGAUUGUUAAUCUGUAAUGCAACAGUAUAAAAUACAGAUUCGACAAUAAAUGUA